This is a messenger RNA of Cephus cinctus (wheat stem sawfly), 1665 nucleotides long. It is a transcript of the gene me31B, whose product is annotated as putative ATP-dependent RNA helicase me31b. The record is from RefSeq and is a predicted model, not a curated record. Bases 331 to 1665 code for a protein of 444 amino acids. Lineage: Eukaryota; Metazoa; Arthropoda; Insecta; Hymenoptera; Cephidae. Gene Ontology annotation, molecular function: RNA helicase activity; mRNA binding; ATP binding. Gene Ontology annotation, biological process: cytoplasmic stress granule assembly; P-body assembly. The transcript is spliced from 8 exons. Gene Ontology annotation, cellular component: P-body; cytoplasmic stress granule.
GUCUGAGUGUUUUUAUUCUUUCAUGUUCAUGACACACAUCGUGCACAUUCGCAGAUAAUAAUUGUUGUCCGCAUUUGACGCAGUGCGUUAGUUGGAAAAUAUUAAUUGAAAAAAAACACAAUAGUGCCGCACGCUGCGCGUAUCAAAUUCUCCGAGCUGAAAGAAUAAAGGAGUGCUUUGACGGGAAGAACGCGGUAAGAGCGCACUGCCAGGAUUCUAAAACUUGACAUUGGAACGGCCAUUUUGGCGUGUUGUUUCCCAAUCAAGUGCUUCGCUCAGCAUCGCUAUCCAUCCAUUUCGAGAACAUAGAGACGCUGCAUUGUUUGCGAUAUGAUGACCGAAACUCAUAUAAAUUCUAAUCACAUGCUGAAUUCUGGUCUUGGUACAAAGGCAGACUUAGAGAAAACUGAUGAUGUAGGUUGGAAAGCUAAACUAAAAAUUCCACCCAAGGACAAACGUAUUAAGACAAGUGAUGUCACAGACACACGUGGUAAUGAAUUUGAGGAAUUUUGUCUGAAGCGCGAAUUGCUUAUGGGAAUUUUCGAGAAAGGUUGGGAAAAGCCAUCUCCAAUUCAGGAGGCUAGUAUUCCUAUUGCACUUUCUGGCAAAGACAUUUUGGCGCGCGCUAAGAAUGGAACAGGCAAGACUGGAGCAUAUUCAAUCCCAGUACUCGAGCAGGUUGACCCACAAAUAGAUGUUAUACAAGCAUUGGUAAUAGUCCCUACCAGAGAGUUGGCACUGCAGACAUCGCAAAUAUGUAUCGAACUUGCAAAGCAUAUGGAUGUAAAGGUGAUGGUAACUACUGGCGGAACGAACUUGCGCGAUGACAUCAUGAGGAUUUAUCAAAAAGUACACGUGAUAAUAGCAACGCCAGGAAGAAUCCUUGAUCUCAUGGAUAAAAAUGUUGCCAAUAUGGAUAAUUGCAAAAUUUUGGUCUUGGACGAAGCUGAUAAGCUUCUGUCUCAAGACUUUAGGGGGAUGUUAGAUCACGUUAUUUCCAGAUUACCAAAGGAACGUCAGAUAUUGCUGUAUUCAGCGACAUUUCCUCUGACGGUAAAGCAAUUCAUGGAGAAGCACUUGAACGAACCAUAUGAAAUUAAUUUAAUGGAAGAGUUGACUCUAAAAGGAGUGACACAGUACUACGCCUUUGUACAGGAACGUCAGAAAGUUCAUUGCCUUAACACGUUAUUUUCCAAGUUACAAAUAACGCAGAGCAUAAUUUUCUGCAAUUCGACGCAACGUGUUGAAUUACUGGCCAAGAAGAUAACAGAUCUUGGAUACUGUUGUUAUUACAUACAUGCGAGAAUGGCACAGGCGCAUCGAAAUCGCGUGUUUCACGAUUUCCGUGCGGGAUUAUGCCGGAAUCUGGUGUGUAGCGAUCUGUUCACUCGUGGUAUCGACGUACAAGCUGUGAACGUUGUGAUCAACUUUGACUUUCCGAAAAUGGCAGAGACGUAUCUGCAUCGUAUCGGUCGCUCAGGACGAUUCGGACAUUUAGGUAUUGCAAUUAACCUAAUCACCUACGAGGAUCGUUUCGCCCUGCACCGCAUCGAGCAAGAGCUCGGAACUGAAAUCAAACCGAUUCCAAAGGUGAUAGAUCCCAGUUUGUACGUGACAAGACCGGAAGACAAUAAUAGCAUGGAAGAGGGUAACGUGUCCAAGUAG